CCGCAUUAUAUUAUAUAUAUCGUCUACAACGACGUUCUGUUGUGCCUCUUAUAAACGAUAUACUGCCGUUACCUUGGGGUUCUUAGCACACGAAAUUAUAAUCACCGUUCUGCUGGGUAAGAUACAAGGCGGAUCCAGACGUUGACUUCGACAUUGUUGCAAAGGACACUGCUAUAACGACGACAUCAACGACAAUCACGACGACAAUCACGACAAUCACGACCACAAUCACGACCACAAUCACGACCACAAUCACGACCACAAUCACGACCACAAUCACGACCACAAUCACGACCACAAUCACGUCGACAUCAACGACAAUCACAUCACCCACCACUACCACCACCAACCCCAAAAAAUGCCCUCCCAACUCCCCCUCCCCCACCCAAUCUCCUCCCUCGACACCCCCUCAAUGCUAAUCUCCCUCCCCGCCCUCGAAUCAAACAUCACCUCCCUCUUCUCCCUCCUCGCCGCCUCCCAAUCCCCCAACACCAAAAACAAAAUCUCCGUCCGCCCCCACCUCAAAACCACCAAAUCCCCACACAUCGCCCACAGACUCACCCGCGCCGGCGCCCGCGGGUUCUGCGUCGCCAAGGUCUCGGAGGCAGAAGUCAUGCUCGACGCGGGUGUGACGGAUCUGUUGAUUACCACCGAGGUGGUGGGCGAGGUCAAGGUUGCGAGGGUGGUGGAGCUUGUGCGGCGUGUGGAGGGGAUCAAUCUGGCUCGGGCUCGGGCUCGGGCUCGGGCUCAGGCUCAGAAGGAUGGAGAGGAGGAAGGAGAGGAGGGAGAUGGAGACGGAGAAGGGGAAGCAAGAAUAUGCUGCGUGGUAGACUGUCCCGCCGGCGCCGACGCGCUGAACCACGCCCUCGCCCUCGCCUCCCCUUCCCCCCAAUCCACGCCUCUAACCCUCGACAUCCUCCUCGACAUCAACACCGGCACCCACCGCACCGGCCUACCCCCCGGCCUCCCCACCCUCCACCUCGCGCAACACAUCCUCACGCAAACCCCGCACCUCCACAUCCGCGGCAUCCAAGGCUACGAAGGCCACGCACAGCACAUCCACCCUGCAUCUGCGCGGCGCGCCGCGUGCGAGGAGAGUCUGGCAUUGCUUACUGGUACGGCGCGGCUGUUGAGGGGGGAAGGGGUGGAUGUGGGCGUGGUGUCGUGUGGGGGCACGGGCACGGUGCGGGUUUGUGCGGAGUGGGUGGAUGGCGUGGAUGGGGUGACGGGCGUGACGGAGGUGCAGCCGGGGAGCUUUGUGGGCAUGGAUGCGGAUUAUUUGGAUGUGGUUUGGGGGGGAGGGGCGUGGAAUGCGGAGGAGGAGGGGGAUGGAAAGGGGGAUGGAAAGGGGGGAAAGGGGAAUGAGGGUGAUGGAAAGGAGGAGGGAAAGGGUGAUGGAAAGGAGGAAAAGGAAAAGGAAAAGGAAGAAGAAAACGGCAAAUUCAAACCCGCACUAUGGAUCCUAAGCACAGUCAUCAGCGGACCCUGGGACGUCGACGUCGACGACAACGACGACCAGCACCCCGAAACAGGACAGAAACAACCCCCCAACCGUCCCCGCCCCCGCCGCCGCCGCGCAGUAAUAGACGCCGGCCUGAAAUCACUCACCACCGACAGCGGGCCCGCGCGCGUCUGGCAGCGUCCCGGCGUGACAUACGAGCCGCUCGGCGACGAGCACGGCGGACUGACCUGGGACGCGGACAGCGAUCCACAGGGCGGAUUCGCGUGGGGCGAGCGCGUGCUGCUUGUGCCGAGUCAUAUCGAUCCGACGGUCAAUCUGCAUGAUGUCUUUUAUGCUUGUCGGGACGGGCUGGUGGAGGAGGUGUGGCCGGUUGUUGGGAGGGGGAUGGUGCAGUGA
Pseudovirgaria hyperparasitica is the source of this 1858-nucleotide messenger RNA. RefSeq lists its product as uncharacterized. Gene Ontology annotation, molecular function: D-serine ammonia-lyase activity. The coding region runs from base 359 to 1858 and encodes 499 amino acids. Gene Ontology annotation, biological process: D-serine catabolic process. The record is from RefSeq and is a predicted model, not a curated record. The transcript has a single exon. NCBI's taxonomy places the organism in Eukaryota, Fungi, Ascomycota, Dothideomycetes, Acrospermales, Acrospermaceae.